Molecule: messenger RNA, 1292 nt
Organism: Sinocyclocheilus anshuiensis
Lineage: Eukaryota; Metazoa; Chordata; Actinopteri; Cypriniformes; Cyprinidae
Product: annexin A13-like
Exons: 9
Coding region: 53-862 (269 amino acids)
Cellular component (GO): vesicle membrane; plasma membrane; cytoplasm
Molecular function (GO): phosphatidylserine binding; calcium ion binding; calcium-dependent phospholipid binding
Source: RefSeq, a predicted model, not a curated record
GCCGGAGAGAGCGAGCGCGCGCGCAUUCAGAGAAUCACAUCAGCGUCACAAGAUGGGCAACGUUCAACCCACAGUAACUCCUUAUGAGGACUUUGAUGUGGUGGCAGACAUCAAGACAAUCCGUAAGGCCUGCAAAGGAAUGGGAACAGACGAGGAGACCAUCAUUUCCAUUCUAGCGAACCGCUCUGCAGCCCAGCGGGUGGAGAUUAAACAAGCCUACUUUGAAAAAUAUGACGACGAGUUGGAGGAAGUCUUGAAGAAUGAACUCACAGGAAACUUUGAGAAAGCAACUAUGGCCACACUGGACCCGCCUCACAUCUUCAUGGCUAAAGAGCUGAGGAGAGCCAUGAAGGGUGCUGGGACAGACGAGGACGUGCUGGUGGAGAUCCUCUGCACCAGCACCAAUCAGGGACUCCGAAAUCUGUGCCUACUUAUUGUUGGUUUUCCACAGGCAGGUGAAGGCCGCUUUGGAACAGACGAGUCCACUUUCACCUACAUCCUCACUCACAGGAACUACCUACAGCUCCAGGCCACCUUCAAGAUAUAUGAAACUCUCUCUGGAACAGAUAUCCUGGAUGCGAUAGACAGUGAGGCUACAGGAACAUUAAAGGACUGUUACAUUACUCUGGUGCGAUGUGCUAAAAACCCGCAGCUGUAUUUCGCCCGUCGUCUGAACGCUGCCAUGAAAGGAGCCGGGACAGACGAGGACACGCUCAUACGUAUUAUUGUGGGACGCUCUGAGGUGGAUUUGGAGACCAUCAAAGACAUGUACUUGGAGAAAUAUGACGUGACCCUGAAGGAUGCCCUGAGCUCAGAGUGCGGCGGUGGUUUCAAGCGCCUCCUCAUAGAAAUACUUCACUGAGCCACCGUCAGGUGGAGCCAAUAACUAACCCUACUGAUGAAAGAAAGUUCUGAAAAACACUGCCUAUAAAAACACAUACACAAUCACUUAGGAUCACCUCUUACUGUACAAGAGAACACAUGUUAGCUCAUUUUGUCAUGAGUGCAAUUAGGACAGUACUUAAUUAUGGGUUGAAUCAUCUCACAACGUUGCCAUAACACAUAAAGGUGCUCCAUUUGACAGUUUUUGUAGUGCAUUAACUCACUACACACGUGCCUUGACAAAGUCAUGAGUAACAGCUCAGUACUUCAUCAUCCAUUUCUUUUUCAGGACAGAUCAUGGAACACGAAGGGUGAUCCUUUAUUUAAUACUCUGUCUGUUCACACAGGAUCUUUGUAUGUUUUCACAUCUAUAGACCAAAUAUGUCGAUGUAUGGCUGAUGCUGAUAUUA